AUGAGUGCAGUCCCUUUCUGGGUCAGUGAGCAGCAUGCUAAGCUGCAAAGAUGAAUAGAAACCGAACAGCGGGUAUGCGCUACCACCCCACCCCCAGCAGGCCCGCACUGCACCGAAAAACACUAAAAUGCUCACAACUCAUAUGCUGCAAACCAGGCAACAUCUCUUCAGUAAACAUCAUCAAAGUCGAUAGAGAUCAUGAGGGUGCCUUAUUUCCCUGCAAGAUCAGUCCUUUUCCACAAGGAGCCAAACGGAGUCACCUACAGGGUCCCGGCCCUGCUCUACCUGCCCCAUUGCAGCUCCUUCCUGGCUUUUUGUGAGGAGAGACUCAGCCCGUCGGACUCCCAGGCUCACCUGCUGGUCAUAAGAAGGGGAACUUUCUAUAGGAACUAUGUGGAGCUGUCUUCAGGAGAGUGGGAAGGCAUGCACGUCCUCGCCACAGCGUACCUGCCAGGCCAUCGCUCCAUGAACCCGUGUCCCGUGUACGAUGAGUUCACCAGCACAAUCUUCCUGUUCUUCAUCGCCAUUCUGGGUCACACCCCCGAAUCCUUUCAACUGGCAACAGGGAAGAAUUUAACUCGUCUUUGCUACAUCUCCAGCACUGACGGCGGCGUCACGUGGAGUCCAGUCAGUGACCUCACCCAGCAGGUCAUAGGCGACACUAUUAAAGAAUGGGCCACCUUCGCCCUGGGCCCAGGCCACGGCAUCCAGCUCAAGUCCGGACGCCUGCUCGUUCCCGCCUACGCCUACCACAUAGAGUGCAAGCAGUGCUUUGGAAAACUUUGCCAGACAUCUCCACACGCCUUUUGCUUCCACAGUGACACCCAUGGGCGAACCUGGCGUUUUGGCGAGAAGGUGCCAGGCCCAGAGAGCGUAGAGUGUCAGGUGGUGUCGGUGGACGAGGAGGACGGGACAAACGUGUUGUACUGUAACGCACGUAGCCGGCUGGGCUACAGGGUGCAGGCCAUCAGUCUGGAUGAUGGCGCCACCUUUCAGGAGGGGCAGCUGGUGCAGCGGCUGGUGGAGCCUAGAAACGGUUGUCAUGGAAGCGUGGUGGGCUUUCCAGCUCCCCUGCAGUUCCAUUCCUAUCUUGAUCACCGUUCCCAAAUGCCUCCUUUGACCACUUCUCCAGACUUCCUCACCCCCACUUGGGUGGUGUACUCCCACCCAACGUGGACCAGCGCUCGCAAGGAUCUGGGAGUCUUCCUCAGCCCUUAUCCCCGGGACCCCGAUAGCUGGCGUGGCCCCUGGGUGAUCUAUGAGGGUCCCUGUGCCUACUCCGACCUGACCUACAUUGAGCUGCCCCCCUCACCUGGCGCCCUGCCGCCCGCUGUGGCCUUCGCCUGCCUGUUUGAGUGCGGCGCCAGGACGGCCUAUGAUGAAAUCAGCUUUUGUGUCUUCACUCUCUACGAGCUGAUCGAUAACCUGCCUUCAGGUGACCGCCUCAUAAGCUGCGAUUAUAAAAAAUGGCCAGCUCCAAAAGCCAGCGGAAGCGGACAUGAUGGUCUUCAAGAUGUGUCACACAUGAAAAAGAAGAAGAGGAGGACGCCAAAACUUGGUCACUGUUGCUCUCUGUCUUAAACUGAAGUUUUCAGGAAUGAUAUUUCAUUGAUGUCUUGUCACAAUACACAUUUCGUUGCACUGCUUCCAAUCCUGCUUUCCAACUUCCUGCGAGGCGAUUGAGGCCAUGCCUCCGACAUGCACUGAUAAUAUCUCAAAUAUUGCCGUUAUAGUGCAUUUAUUGUUGCAC
Dunckerocampus dactyliophorus (ringed pipefish) is the source of this 1750-nucleotide messenger RNA. It is a transcript of the gene neu4, whose product is annotated as sialidase 4. NCBI's taxonomy places the organism in Eukaryota, Metazoa, Chordata, Actinopteri, Syngnathiformes, Syngnathidae. Bases 199 to 1581 code for a protein of 460 amino acids. The transcript is spliced from 5 exons. Gene Ontology annotation, cellular component: membrane; cytoplasm; lysosome. Gene Ontology annotation, molecular function: exo-alpha-sialidase activity. The record is from RefSeq and is a predicted model, not a curated record. Gene Ontology annotation, biological process: oligosaccharide catabolic process; ganglioside catabolic process.